This is a messenger RNA of Pieris macdunnoughi, 678 nucleotides long. Lineage: Eukaryota; Metazoa; Arthropoda; Insecta; Lepidoptera; Pieridae. The record is from the annotation of a GenBank genome assembly.
AUGUUAGUGUUGUUAUUUUAUACAUGCAUCACUAUCACUAUAACCAGUGCACUACCAGGUGAAACUAUAAAAAGUCAAGGUGAAUGCCCAACAUUUUGUGAAGGGUCGGCUUAUAAAUGUAUAAAAGGACAAUGUUAUUGUGCAAAUGGAUAUGCCCCGAACUAUUACCAGACACAAUGUGUAAAAUGUCCAGGAUUAGGAGAGGCCUGCUAUGGACCGUGCUGCGGUGAUAAUAUUACUCUGCAUUGUUGGAAUGGAGUCUGCCAAUCAUGUUACGGGUCAAACGGAAAUUGGGUUUGCAGAGAACCAGUGGAUCAUAUAGUACUUGUAUCUGGUACUCAGAUUGUGAUGGCUAGUGCGCUGGUGUUGGGAAUAAUUGCCACCUUCGUGCUCCUUUAUAAACUUUGUGCUGCUACUACAAUCAGACCUGUUGGAAGAAGUGUAAAUGGGUCAACGGAUGGAGGAAGGCUAUCCGUCGGAAGCUUACAAAUUUACGUCGAUGAACGAUUACGUGAUGCACCCCCAAGAUACACCAGAACAGCGCCUUCAGAGUCGUCAAUUUGCCCGGCACCUCAUUAUCUUAAUUCUGGUUUUAUUCACGACAACAGUCUACCACCGCCUGCUUACACGCCACCCGAGAUAAAAGAAGAGAGUCCAAAUGGAAUAGUUCAUAUGUGA